AUGGUGUACAUGGUGAAAGAUUCCGGGGACUUCAACAACAAGCUCGAAGCGGCCGGCGAUCAGCUGGUGGUGGUUGACUUCUUCGCCACCUGGUGCGGCCCGUGCAAGGUGAUCGCUCCGAAGCUGGAAGAGUUCCAGAACAAGUACGCCGACAAGAUCGUGGUGGUGAAGGUGGACGUGGACGAGUGUGAAGAACUGGCGGCCCAGUACAACAUCGCCAGCAUGCCCACGUUCCUGUUCAUCAAGCGGAAGGAAGUGGUGGCCCAGUUCUCCGGUGCAAACCCCGAAAAGCUGGAAAGCUUCAUCCAGCAGCACUCUGGUUAA
This is a messenger RNA of Anopheles marshallii, 324 nucleotides long. Its product is annotated as thioredoxin-2-like. Gene Ontology annotation, molecular function: protein-disulfide reductase activity. Bases 1 to 324 code for a protein of 107 amino acids. Lineage: Eukaryota; Metazoa; Arthropoda; Insecta; Diptera; Culicidae. The record is from RefSeq and is a predicted model, not a curated record. The transcript has 2 exons.